Messenger RNA from Arachis stenosperma, 1288 nucleotides. RefSeq names its product mitochondrial ATP-independent inner membrane protease subunit 1b-like. The record is from RefSeq and is a predicted model, not a curated record. NCBI's taxonomy places the organism in Eukaryota, Viridiplantae, Streptophyta, Magnoliopsida, Fabales, Fabaceae. Gene Ontology annotation, cellular component: mitochondrial inner membrane peptidase complex; membrane. Gene Ontology annotation, molecular function: serine-type endopeptidase activity. The transcript has 5 exons. The coding region runs from base 187 to 690 and encodes 167 amino acids.
CCGUGUAACCCUAUUCUCCUCUUCGCAUUCAGCCACUUUCAGCAGCAUCUCGUUUCUGGAGCUCCUCAGUCCUCCCUCACAUCCUCAUCCAAGUCAGAGUUCGUCGCCAGCUCCCGUCGUCUGUCGCCAGCUUCCUGUCGUCCGUCGAUCUCCGUCAAAUCUCCGCUCCCUGCCCUCGCCGAAGCCAUGGGAUUUAGAAACCUGGGGCUACUUGGAUCAUUUGCCAAAGAGGGGUUGGAAAAAGCAUUCUCUCUUGGAAAGUUCUUCUGUUUUCUACAUGUCACCGACACCUAUUUGGUCACCUUUGUUGUGACAUCUGGUCCCAGCAUGCUUCCCACAAUAGAUUUGAUCCCAACAAUGUUUUUGGGUGAAAGGAUCUCAACUAGAUUUGGUAAAGUUACUCGUGGAGAUAUUGUGAUUAUUCGCUCCCCUCAAAACCCUAGGAAGCUUAUUGCUAAACGAUUGGCUGGAAUGGAGGAUGAUACUGUUACAUACAUUUCUAACCCUGAUGAGCCUGAUAAGCAGGAAACUAUUGUGGUUCCAAAGGGUCACGUUUGGAUACAGGGUGAUAAUGCAUAUAAAUCCAAUGAUUCAAGGAAUUUUGGUGCUGUUCCUUAUGGACUUAUUCAGCACAGGCUAUUUUGGAGGGUAUGGCCAAUCAAAGGUUUUGGACCUUUCUGGAAACACUGAUGUGAGUGUACUCUAUGAUUCUCAAGUGAAGUUCAAUGAAAUUCAGCUUCACAAAUCCCCUUUUCGUUUCCCUCUCUCUCUCCUCUCUCUCUUCUCUUUCGAUCUCAUACCGUACAAUUUAUUCAAGUUCACUAGCUUUUGUAUCCUAAUUCCAUUGAUUCCAAUAUUAUGUUUCUAAGUUGCACAUUUGGAGCCUUAGGUGGCAAAAAAAUAAUACAAAAUAUACUAUCUUGUCAAAAGAUAACAAUGAGAUAAAUAGUUUAAAAUUUAACACUCCGGUAAAUAGAUCUAUGAUACUUGGGUUAAAAAAAAUCUCAUUGUCUAUGAGCAUUCUGUAAGUUAAAAUGCAUAAUUAAUAAUUAAUUUAUAACUUUUAUAGUUAGAAUUAUAAGCUCAAAUUUUUCAUAGUUACAAACAGCAAUUUACUGAAAUAUUGACUAUAACAAGUUUAACUUUAAAAUUUCAUGCUCAGUAUUAGAUUCUUUAGUUACCACACUAUGUCACUCAUAGUUCUUUACUUAUCACAUCUAUAUUAUUUUGUCUUCGUGUGACUUCAAUAUUAUGGGUUUAAACCGUUGAAAUAACCACUAAUAUAAUU